AUGGUGGAAUUGACUGCCAUUAACAAGCAGUUCUUGUGUGUCCUCCCUACCUUAAGCUCUUCUGGCCAUUCACUUUAUGACCCGCCACUUCCUACGCUUCCGUUUGAUUUGGUGGCAGAGAUCCUGUGUAGGCUACCUGUGAAGCUCCUCCUUCAGCUCCGAUGCUUCUGCAAGUCAUGGAAUUCUUUAAUCACCGAUCACAAAUUCGCCAAGAAGCACCUCAGCUUGUCAACCACACGCUGCCUUCACUGCGUAAGCUACACUGGGUUCCCCUAUCUGUACGUUCUCAAGUCUUACCCACUCGGGCCCGUUCUCAACAACUUAACCACCAACAUCACAGAGUAUGAGUAUUCUCCGUAUAAUAUUCAUGGAGAUCAUCCUAGGUUAUGUGUAGAUUGCUUCGUUGGCUCCUGCAAUGGCAUACUUUGUUUUACUGCUGGUAUUUAUAAAAUCUCUGUCAUAUUAUGGAACCCUUCCAUUAGAAAAAUUAAGGAGUUUCCCCUAUUUCAAAAGCCAAAUUGGAGUUUCACUCACAUGGCGUUUGGCUUUGGCUAUGAUUCUUUUAAUGAUAAUUACAAAGUGGUUGUUGUUUUGCAAGGUCUUAUACAAGAUAGUAGUGGUAAUAUUGCAUGCAAGACAGAAGUGAAGGUUCAUACAUCUAUUACCAAUUGUUGGAAAAACAUUCAGGAGUUUACUUUUGGUAGUAUCCUUCCUGAGCAAUCAGGUAAAUUUGUGAGUGACACAAUUAAUUGGUUGGCCGUUAUUGAUUUUGAUGGGAGAAGUCCACGCUUUAUUAUUUCUUUUGAUUUGGAGAAAGAGUCUUAUCAAAAGGUAUUGCUUCCUGAUUCUGGGGGGGUAAAUGUGUGUAACUUCUUGGCCUUGUUUGUGUUGAGGGAUUGUUUGUGCGUGACUUAUGGUGAUAGUGAUUUUGAUUCGGUUCUGAAGGAUGUUUGGAUUAUGAAGGAGUAUGGAAAUAAAGAUUCUUGGACUAAAUUGUUCACUCUUUCUUGCAGGGUAGAUCGAGGUGUAUCUCAUAUUUCUGCCAAGCCGGUAUAUUUAUUUGAGGAUGAUCAAGUGUUGUUGAAGUUGACAGGGGCGUUUAAUUCGUUUGUUUACGAUUCCAGGAGUGGUACUUUAAAGUCUAGUGAUUUUCAAAACAUCUUAGGAGUCUCUGUUGAGAGUUUAAUAUCACCUUGUUCUUAAUGCUAGAUGUAGAUGUAGCAAUAUGCCACUCGAGCAUGAGAUUUAACUGAUGACUUCUAUGACUUCUUGGAUUUUUGUUAGCUAAUGGUUGGUUGUUGACCUUGCA
Medicago truncatula (barrel medic) is the source of this 1309-nucleotide messenger RNA. Its product is annotated as F-box/kelch-repeat protein At3g23880. The record is from RefSeq and is a predicted model, not a curated record. The transcript has a single exon. Lineage: Eukaryota; Viridiplantae; Streptophyta; Magnoliopsida; Fabales; Fabaceae. Bases 1 to 1203 code for a protein of 400 amino acids. Gene Ontology annotation, molecular function: protein binding.